Messenger RNA from Owenia fusiformis, 6364 nucleotides. NCBI's taxonomy places the organism in Eukaryota, Metazoa, Annelida, Polychaeta, Sabellida, Oweniidae. The record is from the annotation of a GenBank genome assembly.
AAUCUAAUGAAACUGAUCCAGGUUACCCUGACCUCUGACCGAUUUGGGUUACUCUGACCUCUAAUUUCCAUGUGGUGAACCAUAGGAUGGGAAGUACAGCACAUAAAAUAUCAACAGAAUUGUAAAUUAAAUUAACCAAGAUGUCUAAGUUUGGCCUGUUAUUAUGGAAAAACUACACACUUCAAAAGCGCAAGGUAUUUGUGACUUUAUUAGAGAUUGGCCUGCCGACAUUCUUCUCAUUGAUUCUGAUCUUCAUCAGACAACGUGUCAUCACUAACUUGGUCACAAACUCAACUACAUGGGAGCCCUACGAUAUCGCCAACCUGCCCUCCGGUUUGGCAGGCCGAUUAAACCACCUAGCUUAUGCACCUAAUGAACCUGUCAUAGACAGAAUUAUGGAAAGAGUUGGGAAAAAACUUCAGCUUAAUAUAACAGGUCUAGGCUUUCCUUCUGAAGAUGAACUUGUUACUUUCAUGAAAUACGACAAUGGAACCACCAAACAGGUUCUGGCUGCAGUCAUAUUCAACUCUUUGCUGCAAAAUGGAACAUUUGUGAACAACAUAAGUGUGAGCUUGCGGUUUAAAUCUACUCCGCAGAAUGCUGACAAACCAAAAUUCCAUAUAAACCCAUUUGAGCAAGAUUCGAGCUGGAACACUGAGUUUCAGUUCCCAUUGUUCCAGAGAAUCGGGCCGAGAGAAAUCAAGAAACCCUGUGGAGGGCAGCCAGGGUAUAUGAGGGAGGGAUUCCUCCCAUUGCAGCUAGCUGUCAAUGAGGAAAUCAUUCAAGAGAUCUCAGGAAACACACCUGAUAUUAAGGUUGAGAUGCGCAGAUUCCCCUACCCUCCCUACAAUGACGAUCCCUUUGUGUUGGUGCUCCAGCAACAGUUCCCAUUGAUCCUCAUGCUCAGCUUUGUCUUUAUUGCCUUGAACAUUGUCAAAGACGUAGUCUAUGAAAAGGAACGUAAACUUAAGGAGUCCAUGAAGAUGAUGGGGAUGAACAAUUGGUUACAUUGGACAGCAUGGUUUGUGAAAUACUUCGUUUUCCAGCUGAUUACUGUUGGAAUCAUGACCAUCUUCUACUGUAUAAAGAUCCCACCUAAAGGCAGCGUGAUUGGCUACUCAGCCUGGAGCGUGAUCUUCAUGUUUCUCAUCAUCUAUUCCAUGACUACCAUCAUGUUCUCCUUUGCUAUCAGCGUCUUCUUCUCUAAAGCAAAUUCUGCAGCUGCUGCGGGAGGAAUUCUCUUCUUCAUUUCCUACAUUCCAUAUUUCUUCCUGCAACCUCGCUAUGAUACUCUACCUCUAUAUGUGAAGUUGAUCUUCUGUCUUAUUCCCAAUGUUGCCAUGGCAUUUGGAGGCCAGGUCAUAGGAAUGUUUGAAGGAACAGGUAGUGGAGUUCAAUGGAGCAACCUAUCAGUGGGUGUCUCAGUUGAUGACAGCUUCACUAUGCUGCAAGUGUGGCUCAUGUUGCUUAUAGACUGUGUGCUAUAUGGAGCUAUAGCAUGGUAUGUGGAGGCUGUUUUCCCCGGAGAGUAUGGGGUACCUCAAAGAUGGUACUUCCCAUUUACAAAGACCUACUGGUGUGGAGGGAAGUCUAUGAUGAAUGAAGAAAGCAGUGAAUAUACCCCCCUACUACAUGGGACUGAACAGAACUCUGCCUACUUUGAAGAUAACCCAGUUGGCAUUAAAGCUGGCAUUCAGAUACGCAACCUUAGAAAGGUGUUCAAAGAAGGCACUAAGAAAGAGCAUGUUGCUGUGGCAGGAAUGACAUUAGACAUGUUUGAGGGUCAAAUAACAGCACUCCUAGGACACAAUGGGGCAGGCAAGACAACCACUAUGUCAAUGUUGACAGGAUUUAUCCCCGUGACAAGUGGCAUGGCAAAUGUUAGCGACUAUGACAUCACAACAAAUAUAGAUGGCGUUCGCAGCAGUCUUGGAAUUUGUCCUCAACAUGAUGUUUUAUUUGACACUCUUACUGUUGAUGAGCACUUGCGUUUCUUUGCCAAGUUGAAAGGGUGCAAGGCCAGUGCUUUGGAUCAGGAGGUGAAUACUAUGAUACAAUCUAUUGGUUUAACCAGUAAACAACAUGAGUUAGCCAAGACACUUUCUGGUGGACAGAAGAGAAAACUUUCAAUGGGUAUUGCUCUGAUAGCUGGUUCUAAGGUAGUCAUCCUUGAUGAGCCUACCUCAGGAAUGGAUCCAGAUGCACGUCGACAUGCAUGGGAUAUCCUCCAAAGUCACCGUGCUGGCCGCACCCUCCUUCUCACGACACAUUUUAUGGAUGAGGCGGACCACCUUGGGGACAGGAUCGCAAUCAUGGCUAAUGGUGUUGUACAGUGCUGUGGCUCAUCGUUGUUUCUAAAGAAUAAAUAUGGUGCUGGUUACCAUAUGAUUAUCGUUAAGCAACCUCAUUGUGAUGUCACGAAACUCACAAAUAUCAUCAACAGAUAUGUCCCGAUGGCUCGUUUAGAGAGCAACAUCAGCGCUGAAGUUUCGUACAUUCUCCCACGUGAGGAAAGCCACAAGUUUGAAGAGCUCUUCACAGAUCUAGAAACCAAUAAAGAGGCAUUAGGAAUUGCAAGUUAUGGUGCAUCUGUUACUACUAUGGAGGAAGUCUUUCUAAGGGUAGGUGAGCAGACGGAUGAUGACUUGAAAGAGAGGCUACAGGACAAUGGCAUUAAAAAUCAAUAUGGGAGCCUCCCAAAAGAUGUGGCCAUCAAUUCAGGUGGAUCUUCAAGCUCUGCAAGCAGUCAGAAUGGUGGUACAGGCUUGACAUUUGAUGUUACAAGAUUCAACUAUGGACCAGUACUUCUCAGCCAGCAAGUUGUAGCAAUGUUUAAGAAGCGUAUGUUGCAUACAUUCCGGAAUCAGUUAAUAACAUUGACGCAACUACUCAUUCCACUGUUCUUUACGAUAUCUGCUCUGAUUGUUAUUAAGACUCUCCCGGGCCCCACUGAUUCCCCUUCUCUGGUUCUGUCCCUUGAUAAGUUUUCAAGGAACUAUGUCUCACUAGGGACGUCACCAAGUUCGAGUUUCACGAUGAACAACGUGUCGCGCAUCUACGAGAGUCAGUUCUUACAAAAGAAGACCAGCACACGGGUAGUAAAUGUAGACACACUGACACCAUACAAAUAUAUCGAUAACAACGUUGAAAUGUUCCUAGAGGAUGAAGGGAUAAAGAGCAUUGCAACAUACAAUGAUGAGUAUUUGAUAGCUGCUCAGUUCCACACUGAGCAUACCAUGAAGGACAACAAGACCAUCAACAAGGACAUUAUUAGGACUGAGUUCAAUGACCAGGGUUACCAUACACCAGCCAUAGCACUACAGUAUGUCAGUAAUGCCAUGCUCAAGUAUUUUACCAACUCUAACUACACUAUUGAGGCUACCAAUGCUCCCCUGCCACGUACACUAAAAGAACGGUUAGGAGAAAACUCGAAUAUGAAGGUUGCAACGACGGGAUUCACCGUAUCUUUCAAUGUGCUAUUUGGAUUCGCCUUCCUAGCUAGUAGCUUUGUGUUGUUUUUGAUCAAAGAGCGACAAACUAAAGCAAAGCACAUACAGUUUGUCUCAGGCGUUCAUUCAGUUAGCUUCUGGUCAGCUACAUUCCUUUGGGAUUUCCUCAAUUAUUUGAUUCCUGUCAUCUUGCUACUUGUCACAUUUGUGGCAUUUAAAAUGGAUGCAUAUACAAGUGGAACCAACCUAGGGAGCAUACUGUUAUUGUUUGUGGUAUAUGGCUGGGCUAUGCUCCCUAUGAUGUAUCUGAUGUCAUUCAUAUUUGAUGUCCCAUCCACUGGUUUUGUCUGGAUCACAAUGUGGAAUAUUCUCUCAGGCAUCGCUACCAUGCUUGCUGUCAAUAUCCUCUCAAUACCACAGCUACAAACAGAAGAUCUAUCAAAGACGCUAGAUUGGAUCUUCAUCACUCUGCUACCAAACUAUGGCCUGGCCCAGGGACUACUUGAUUUCUACAUGAACUAUGAGUACAUAACGAUUUGUAGCGACCCAAUUGUCAAACAACUGUGUGGCAUAGGAGCAACUCUUCCGUGUUGUAAAGGUAACUGUGGUGAUAACUGUUUGGACUUCCAGUACAACUAUCUUUCAUGGGAGCGCAAUGGGAUUGGUCGAAUGUUGGUAUUCAUGGGACUACAAGGGUUCCUGUAUUUUGCUAUUUUGUUCCUCAUGGAGUCCCAGCUUUUACGUGAACUCUGGUACUCAAUUAAAUCUGCCGUUGAUCAGCGUCAGACCAAUGGUCAGGAACAUUAUCAAACAGACAAUAAUGCCUUCAUCACUGAGGACAGUGACGUGAAAAAUGAACGUGAAUUGAUGGCUAGUACACCUAUAAACUACCUGGUAGAAAAAUAUUCCCUAGUUAUAAAGAACCUAACCAAAUAUUAUGGAAGCUUGAGGGCUGUAAACCAAUUGAAUGUUGGUAUAUCUCAGGGAGAUUGUUUUGGCCUCCUGGGCUUGAAUGGAGCAGGAAAGACUUCCACAUUUAAGAUGAUGACGGGGGAUGAGACUGUUAGUGGAGGAACAGCAUACCUCGGAGGAUAUGACAUAAGGCAUAGCAUUGGUAAGGUGCAGCAAAUGUUGGGCUAUUGUCCCCAGUUCGAUGCUCUGAUAGAUCAGCUGACUGGCAGAGAGACUCUACAGAUGUAUGCCAGGCUGAGGGGAAUACCUGAGAGUGAGAUUCCACGAGUUGUUAAUGGUUUAAUCUCAUCUUUGCUGCUGGAACAACACGCAGACAAGCUUUCCGGAGAAUACAGUGGGGGAAACAAGAGAAAGUUAAGUACCGCUAUUUCAUUGGUUGGUAAUCCACCAAUCCUGUUCCUUGAUGAACCUACAACUGGAAUGGAUCCUGUUGCUAGGCGACUGCUAUGGGAUACUUUAUCGAGAGUGAGAGCUAGUGGGAGAACACUUGUGUUGACUUCACAUAGCAUGGAAGAGUGUGAGGCACUUUGUACCAGGAUCGGGAUCAUGGUAAAUGGAGUGUUCAAGUGCUUGGGGAGUACACAGCAUCUGAAGAAUAAGUUUGGCGAGGGUUACACCCUUAUUGCUAAGAUAGGCUACCCUAAAGACGGAGGCUUGCCCAAUACACAACCCCUUAUGGGAUUCAUAGAGGGUACAUUCCCUGGCUGUAUAUUGAAAGACAUGCACCAAGGAAUGCUACAUUAUCAUAUAACAAAUACUGACUUAUCAUGGGCCGCAAUAUUCGGCACCAUGGAGCGAGCAAAAGUGCAGUUUAAUAUUGAAGAUUAUUCAGUCAGUCAAACAACAUUAGAACAAGUGUUUAUUAACUUUGCACGGGCGCAGGUACCGCCACAGGAUAUGAAAUCAGGAUGUUGCAAAGGUUGUUGUAUAUUUUUUAAUUAUUGCUGUUGUAGUUGCCAUAGUGACCAUGAAGAGCUGGUCUCUGAGGAAAUAGCUUGAGUUAAAAAGUGAUAUUGUACCUGAAUUCAACACAUAGAUAAUAAGUAUCACCUUCUCUUGUAGCUAGAAUAAUGUACAUUCCAUUGUCCAUUAGAAACGUCAGUGGAAUUUUCACAAUUAUUUAUUUGUGUAAACAUUGAAGUAUUGUGUAAAUUAUGCCAUUUUUGAUAUUUACCAGUAAAGCAUAUUGCAGUAAAAAGGGUGAUUCCUUCUUUUACGACAAAUUAUUGAAUCAAUAUAAGGAUUUUUCUUAUAAUAUUGAUUGAAGGAGAGUCAAAUAAUGAUAUGUAAUUCCCUAAUGCAAAAACAGUAAAAUUUGUAUAGUUAGUUGCAGUACCUUAAAACAGUGCUCUGCUUGUAGGGGGAGAAGGGGGGGGGGUAUUCUUACAGAUGUAACGUUACAAGUUUUACUGUAACAUGUUGCCAGUAGAUAUUCAAAAGAGACAAAUCAGCUGCUGACUCUGCUGAAAACAAUAUAUUAUAUGAUUAAGUAGAUAAAGUAAAAUGCUUUAAACACUUGUGAUAUUAUUUGAUAUCAUAAUUUCAACAUUUUUUCUAAGCAUCCAUUGAAUGGAGUUGAAGGCUCUCCAUGUCAUCAGUUAGUCCAUCCACCUAUUUAUCUGGGCUAAUUAUCACUAAAUUAAAAUUACAGGACGCUGAAGAGGUAUUACAUAAAGGUGUCUCAAGAAUCCUUUAUCAUUGUAUAUUAGAAAUUUUAAAGCAUGUGUACAAUGUACAUGUACUUAUGCAUUAUCAUAACGUGUUAUAACAAUACACGUAUAUGAAGGCCAUGCAGUUCUUAAUGAAAUCAUAACCCUCAGUUAUCAAAGCAAUGAUUUGAAGUUGAUUGGCCGUGACAUACCUGGCAUAUUUGAAUAUGUAAUAAUGCAUUAUAUAUAAUAAGUAUUUUAUAUGUAUGUAUAUUUUUGAGUAUGGACAUAAUU